UGGAAGUUAAAACACUAUUUAUUUUACCGAUAAAUAUGUGCUAAAAUAUUUAAAACCCAUCUUUAUGAUUUUUUUUAUUAUUUAUGAAAUUACGUGUACAGUCGUGUCUCGGUGACGUCGGAGAGUCAGAUUGCCAGUUGUCUGCAUAAUUUAGUGUCUAGUGUAACAUAAAUAAUGGCAAAAGGAAAAAGAUCGCUAGAUACGGGAGUUACCCAAUAUCAGAACAAGUCAAAAUUUCCAUUAGCUGCAUUCAUAUUUGUAUUCUACGUUGCAAUGUUACAAGGAUGGCGGUUAAGGGUGUCGAAGCUGUUCCUCAUUCCCCAGCGGUAUGUCCUCGGUAUCAUGGGACUGCUGGCUGUUUGCAACGCGUAUACCAUGCGCGUGUGCUUGAACCUCGCGGUGACCCAGAUGGUGAAUAACACCAAGAACGAUGAUUCGCACUUCGAUCCCGAUGCAUGUCCUGAUGACAGCGAAUUAUUAAUUAAUGGAACAGUUUCGCUUAAACCUCACGCCAUAUUCGACUGGUCUGAGUCUACCCAAGGGCUUAUUCUAAGCGCAUUUUACUAUGGAUACGCUAUAACUCACGUCCCUGGUGGGUACUUAGCCGAAAGAUACGGUGGCAAAUGGACUCUUGGAAUCGGUCUUUUGAGUACAGCCAUAUUUACUUUAUUAACUCCUAUUGUUGUAAAGGCUGGAGGUGCUACAUGGCUGUUUGUACUUCGAGUUUUACAAGGCAUGGGCGAGGGUCCAACGAUGCCCGCUCUGAUGAUCGUGUUAGCUCGAUGGGUCCCACCGCAUGAAAGGUCACGACAAGGCGCUCUUGUGUUCGGUGGCGCUCAAAUAGGCAAUAUCUUCGGUUCAUUUAUGUCGGGUGUUUUAAUGGCGGGAGGUGGAGAUUGGGCUAAUGUUUUCUACUUCUUCGGUUGUUUUGGAAUAUUAUGGUUUAUUGCUUGGAGUAUAUUCUGCUACAGCACUCCAAACACACAUCCAUUCAUAUCAGACGAAGAAUUAAAAUAUCUAAAUGAAACUGUCACCAGCGCAGAAAAGGCUAACGUAAGGGAUCCUGUACCGUGGAAAGCCAUUGUCAGAUCUGUUCCGGUUUGGGCACUUUUAUUUGCUGCGGUUGGUCACGAUUGGGGUUACUACACAAUGGUAACAGACCUGCCCAAGUACAUGACAGAUGUUCUUAAGUUCAACAUUGCAACAACUGGAACACUGACAUCUAUCCCUUAUCUGGCCAUGUGGAUCAGCGCCUUUAUAUUCGGCUGGGCUUGCGAUUUCUGUGUUAAACGGAAAUGGCACUCAAUUAAGACAGGAAGAAUCAUCCAUACAACUAUAGCUGCAACUGGUCCCGCCAUCUGUAUCAUAUUAGCUUCCUACGCUGGAUGUGAUCGCUUUGCAGCUGUCGCGUAUUUUAUAGCAUCGAUGGCUUUAAUGGGCGGCUUCUAUAGUGGCAUGAAGGUGAAUGCUCUGGACUUGGCACCUAACUACGCUGGUUCGUUGACUGCUAUGAUCAACGGAACGUCGACCAUAUCAGGGAUUAUCACUCCUUAUCUAAUAGGGCUAUUAACACCCGACUCAACAUUAGUUCAAUGGCGAUUGGCAUUCUGGGUGUGCUUCGCGGUGCUCGUUGGGACCAACGUAAUAUACUGUAUAUGGGCUGAUGGAAAACAACAAUGGUGGGAUGAUGUACGUCAAUACGGAUACCCCGAAGGCUGGAAACAUGGUCCUCUCAAAACUGCUAACGAAGACAAGGAGCGAAGCAAAAAGAAAGAAGCAGAAGGAACAGCGUUAUAGGAAAAUAUAUUUUUGAGUGCUAAUAGUAGAGUCCAUAAUACUUACGUAUUAUAUGUUCCUUUAAACAUUAAAUAGCAUUACGCUAUAAUGUUUUUAAGAGCUUAAGACAAGAAUGAGCGGAAGUUUGAACGUUUCGCACGUUUUUAAUUAAGUGGGGUUAAGUUAAAUGGAAGACAAAGGACGCAAGUAUAUCUAGACCCUAUUGUAUUUAUAUUAUAAGUUAUACUUUGUUAGAAUUUUAAGAAUGUACUUACCAUUUUAAAUAAUAGUUAAUAAACGCAAUGUGUACAAUUCUCAUAGUGCCAUUUUGUGAUAACGAGAUUAAUGGUGCUUUUAAGUUGAUUUUAAAUUUAAUAAGAGACACAAGAUUUUUAUAAGAAAAUAAAAUAAAUGAGGAUGAAAAA
Molecule: messenger RNA, 2201 nt
Organism: Vanessa tameamea
Lineage: Eukaryota; Metazoa; Arthropoda; Insecta; Lepidoptera; Nymphalidae
Product: putative inorganic phosphate cotransporter
Exons: 11
Coding region: 175-1797 (540 amino acids)
Biological process (GO): transmembrane transport; monoatomic anion transport
Cellular component (GO): plasma membrane
Molecular function (GO): transmembrane transporter activity
Source: RefSeq, a predicted model, not a curated record